GCCUGGCUCUGAUCACACACAUUCACACACUAAGGAGCACAGCAGAGAGCAACACACAUAGCGAUUGAGAGGUCGGGGAUCCUUCAGUGGCUUUUCACUCGCAUGAACACAACCGAAGACCCCCCAGGAUCUAAAGAUGUGGACAGAAGUCGGAAAGCUUGUGCUAUUGCAUUUGUUACUCAUGGAGCUCCAUUGCGCUAGAGGAACUACUACGGAGACAGAGUGUGAAGCCGGGCAGUUUCAGUGCAAGAACGGACGGUGCAUCCCGACCCUGUGGAGAUGUGAUGAUGAUGACGAUUGCUCAGACAGCAGCGAUGAGGAGAACUGUCCAAAGAAGACAUGUGCGACCACAGACUUUGCCUGUAAGAACGGACAGUGCGUCCCUGCUAGGUGGCGCUGUGAUGGAGAACCUGAAUGUGCAGACGGUUCGGACGAGGCUGAUGCAAUCUGCAGCCGACAGACCUGUCCGCCGGAGAAGUUUGAUUGCGGGGGGGCUGCCAGCAAAUGUGUUUCGUUGUCAUGGCGAUGCGACGGGGAGAGGGACUGUGAGAACGGGGCAGAUGAGGACCAGUGCGCUGCAGAUGCCAAGGCUUGCCCCUCCAAAGAUUUCCAGUGCCGUAAUGGGAAGUGCGUGGCACCAAUCUUUGUGUGUGAUGGCGACGACGACUGCGGGGACUCCAGCGAUGAGGAGAAAUGCACAGCUCCCACCUGCGGCCAGCACGAGUUCCGCUGCAAUGACUCCGAGUGCAUCCCCACCCUGUGGAGCUGCGACGGAGACCCAGACUGCAAGGACAAGUCAGACGAGUCCAUGGAGCGCUGCAGCCGGAGGACGGAACCCCAGAAACCUCGCUGCCCGGUGGGAGAGUUCCAGUGUGGGAGCGGGGAGUGUGUCCACAUGAACUGGAAGUGUGAUGGAGAUGCAGACUGCAAGGAUAAAUCAGAUGAAGCAAACUGUGCCCUGCUCACAUGUCGUCCUGAUGAGUUCCAGUGCGGCGAUGGAUCCUGCAUCCACGGCACCAAACAGUGUAAUAAAGUUCACGACUGUCCAGACUACAGUGAUGAAGCUGGCUGUGUCAACAUUACAAAGUGUGACGGGCAGAAAAAGUUCCGCUGUAAGAACGGGGAGUGUAUUGACAGCAGCAAGGUGUGUGACAAUGUGAAAGACUGCAAGGACUGGUCUGAUGAACCCAUGAAGGAGUGUGGCCUGAAUGAGUGCACAGACAACAACGGCGGCUGCUCCCACAUCUGCAAGGACCGAAAAAUUGGUUACGAGUGUGACUGUCCCUCUGGGUACAAACUCUUGGACAAAAAGACAUGUGGAGAUAUAGAUGAAUGUGAGAACCCGGACGCCUGCAGUCAGAUUUGCAUCAACUACAAAGGAGAUUAUAAGUGUGAAUGCUACGAAGGCUACGAGAUGGACCCUGCCUCCAAAACCUGCAAGGCCGUUGGAAAGAGUCCGUACCUGAUGUUCACCAACCGCCAUGAGAUCCGUCGCAUUGACCUGCUGAAGAGUGAAUAUACACAGGUUGUCCCCACGCUGAAGAACGCAGUGGCCCUGGAUGUAGACGUGUCAACCAACAAGAUGUUCUGGUGUGAUCUAUACCAUCGUAAAAUAUACAGUGCUUACAUCAACAAGGCCAGUGACUCAUCACAGCAAGUGACUCUCAUCGACUCCCUCAACUCCCCCGAGGGCCUGGCCGUUGACUGGGUCCACAAGAACAUCUACUGGACCGACUCUGGCAACAAGAGCAUCUCCGUCGCCACAGGAGACGGGAGGAAGAGAAAAGUGCUGAUAGCCACGGAGCUGAGCGAGCCGCGGGCCAUCGCAGUGGAUCCACACCAAGGAUUUAUGUACUGGUCAGAUUGGGGAAAUCAGGCCAAAAUUGAGAAGGCCGGGAUGAAUGGAGUGGACCGACAAGUCCUGGUGUCUGAACACAUCGAGUGGCCAAAUGGAAUCACUCUGGACUUAUCUAACAGGCGUCUCUACUGGUUGGACUCCAAGCUGCACCUGCUGUCCAGUGUGGACCUGAAUGGAGACAACCGCAAAGUGUUGCUGUCCUCCCAUCACCAGCUGGGACACCCCUUUGCCCUCACUGUGUUUGAGGAUCGUAUAUAUUGGACAGAUUUGGAGGAUGAAGCAAUAUACAGUGCCAACCGACUGACUGGACAUGAUGUGGCAAAGGUAGCAGAGCACCUGAACAACCCCCUGGACCUGGUGGUGUUUCAUGCAAGGCAGCCCAAGGCCCCAGAUACCUGCAACAUGGGCAGUCUGCCUAACGGUGGCUGUGAGUACCUCUGCCUGAAGGCCCCCCAGAUCACAGACCACUCUCCCAAGUACACCUGUGCCUGUCCUGAUGGCAUGGAGCUGGGACCAGACAUGAGGCGUUGUGCUAUAGUUCGACCCAGAACAACCACAACAGCUGCUCCAUCUACUCCCACUACAACUACUACCGCCAUCAUAAGCACAACUCCCCUAACAACCACUACAACAAGCUCUACAACAACUAGCACAACUGCUGCCACGACCAAAAAUUCCCCAACCACCACCACUACAAAAUCCACCACCACCUCAGCUGCUACGACUCUCAGGCCCUCAAUCAGACGCCUGACGACUUCUCAGACCCCCCGCAGAACCUCCACGGAGCAGCCUCGGACCCCCGCUGCCAAAAGUACAGAGACGACAAGAUUUAGCAGCUCAAGUCAGUCAUCCACAUCCACACACACACCUCUACUGGGCCCUGUGGCCCCCAACAGCAUUCAGAGAGAGAGCAACGGCAACCUCUCCCACAGAGCUGCGAGUGAUCACUACCUCAUAGGUAACAACAUCACAGUAGCUGUUCUGGGGAUAGUUAUUCCUAUCGUGGUCAUCGGUUUGCUGUGCUCCGGAGGGUACCUGGUUUGGCGCAACUGGCGGCGCAAGAACACCAAGAGCAUGAACUUCGACAACCCUGUUUAUCGCAAAACCACAGAGGAUGAUGACGACGAGAUCCACAUCGGGCGGCACAGCGAGUCCAUCGGUCACGUGUAUCCAGCACGCGUGGCACUCAGUCUGGAGGAUGAUGGCUAUCCCUGAGGGGGGGCUGCAGCCUGCCCCCCCCCAUCCCAAUGCCUUCCUGGCCCCUCCUCUCACCACAGCUACACCGCAGAACAGAAAAGGAAAGGAGUUUGCCUGCCCUUUUAAGGAGCAAGGGAUGACAUGUACAUCUUUUAAAUCCCCCUUUCUCUCCUGUUUUCUCCACUGGAGUAACAAUACUACCACUACUAGCCACUACUACUUCCCUUAGUGCUAGUCCAUUUGUAGCAUCUGCUCCUCUCCUCUCUCUUCUUCGCCUCUUGUUAGCUGUAGUGGUGUUUAAAAUGCUGCUUGAUGAUUUUUUCUCAAACUAACCUCAUUUGGCUCUCCCAGUGAACAUUGUAAAUAGAAGGCUGCGUGGCCAUCGCACAGGGAGAGAAAAGCCGGCAUGCAUUAUUUUUUAAUUCUUCAUUUUUACAAUUUUUUAAUUUAUUUGUAUGCGUUUUCUCUUGUAAAUAUGUAAUCAGAAUCUCUAAGUGCUAGAGUACUACUGGAAGAUUUUCAAGGGUACACAGUUUUAGGAAGUGGUGUUUUUUUUCCUUCCUAGUUUUCUUUACAUCUAGAGUUGACAUGACAGAUUGUUGGUUUGUAACAGGAGAAUGUCAUCCUUUUUUACACCCAGCCUUUCAGAUUUGCCCCCUUGACAUAUUGUAUGUGAGUGGGAGAGGCUAAAUAUAGCCAAGGGGAAAGGAGACGGAAGAAAAAGAUGGGGUUGUCUGCAUGUUUGGAGGUGGCUUAGGGGUGAUAGAGUUAGGGAAGCUGUGAUUUUUUUUAUUGUUUUUUUUGGAAGGGAAUUGAAGGAUUUGUGACAUCAGAGGGUAGUUCCUCAAGGCACAAAGCUACAGGGCAGAGAAGGCAAAGGAUUAUGGGUAAUCCUCUAUCCUGGAAUCAGAGGUAUGCGUGCAGUAGAUAAAGAACUUGGGAUUGUUAGUUGAUUAUCGGUUGGACUUUUUAUUUGUGGAAACAGUGUCCUGACACCUUUUUGCGACUGAAAUAUGAAAAUAAUGCUUUGAAUUAGAGAGUUCUUUGAGUGCCACAUGCUGUAUUGAAAUCCUGUAGAAAUUAAGUAAAAGCAAAUUAAUAAAAUGGAAGAAAUAGCAAGCAGCUUACUGACAAAUGGAUCUAUUGACAUAAUUAUUAUUGCCAGUAGACAACUGCAAAAUGUGUUUGUCCAUUUUUUAUUUAUUUUUUGGCUCCAAUAGUCUUAAACACUUAAUCACUCUUAUAACUUAUGGUUCAUGGCUGACACAAAAUCACUUUUACUGAACACUUUUGUUGAACAACAAGGCUGUGUUUUUUUCUGGAUGACAUGCCGUAGAUAAAGAGCCCACACUUGAAAGGAAUCACUUUCCGCUGUCACUGACUGUUCAGUUGUUGCUCUGCUUUGUAUGAACAGAUGAGUAAUACUCCAAGGCUGACUGAGCCCAGCACUGAUUUGAUUUGAAAGCUAGAUAGAGAGGAGGCAUGUAAACCAGCAUUAAGAGCUGAUCUUCCAUUGGCUAGCCACAGACAUGCUUCUAGCCCAUUGAAUCAGAUGGAGUUCAUGCCCAGUGACUAUUGCAAUAAUUGCUCAUAAUAUGUUGUUACUGUGAAUAUCUAGAGGCCGUCGUGACAGGUUAAUAUGAUCUCUGUUAUAAGUACUUAUGGCAACAUUCCUAUUCUAGAUAUCAUUUAGUCUUAAUCAAAGGCAUAUAGUAUUUGUUUAGAACACUUUCAAAGCAUUAGGGUUAAGAGGUUUUAGAAUAAUUUCAACAAUGUUGCAAUUGAGCUUUGUUUCUCACAUCCUUUGUAUUUUAUAACAACAAGCAAAAAACAGUAUAGAAUGCAAACAUCAAAGUCUUCCAAUGUAGGUUGAGACCUAGUAUUUGUUUCAUCUUACUAUAAACAGCAUGUGCAUACAAACAAAGCGUUGAUUAAUGGUUGGUAUAAUUAUUCAUGUUUCUGGAAGUGUUUGCUCAGUGUGGAUGCUCGUGGUAACCACGGGGGAGGAAGAGAGAAACAGGCAGAGAAGGUGGGCAGGAAGUGACUAAACCAUAUGCCAACAGGUUAGUGUUUGGAAGAUGAAUAGUGGCCUAUUUAUUUUGCCGGAUUUCUGGUGAUGCUGUGUCACGUAAUCCCUGCUCACAUCCCUCAGAAGGAUGGCACUCUCUCCUUACCGUUUAUGAUGCGCAUUGGGAGAUUUGUACGACCUAUAUGUGAAAAGUGGCAUGCCAGACAGGUAAAUUAUAGUGAUCUCCAUCAUUGCACUCCUCCAAGUCUAUAAUGAAGGAUGAUUGAGAACAAGCAUGAGGCCAUCUCCAUUCAUCUUAACAAAAUAAAAUGCAUUACACAGUGGGGAAGACUGUGAGUCAGCCUAACAUGAAACCUGACUGGUUUAAUAGUGUAAGAUUGACGUGUAAGGAAAUCGACACAACUGUAUCUUUGUUUUAACUGACAUUUUUUAAAUACUUUUGUGGGUUGUAAUGGCGAUAGAAAUAGUUGUUUAUCCUCACAAUUUCAGAUUUAAAGUCAAUAAAGGACAUGAUGUAAGAUGCCAAGAAAGAUUAAACAGAUCAGAAUUUAAGAUUAAAUACAUCACAAACUCACUGCCAGAUUGAACCCUGUGCUCAGCCAGCGUUGCACUCCUCAUCGUUUCCUUCAUGUCCUUGUUUGCUGCAGGUCUAAUAGAGUUCCAUACAGAGGGUUUGCAGUUAGGAGAAUAAAUUGGUUAUUUAUUGAGGUGACUGAGCGUGGCAUUGUAGGAAAGUUGUUAUUGCUACAGUGUAAAGACAGAUUGGCUAGUCCACAGCGGGGACACCUUGAGAGCAGCCGUCUCCACUGAAGGACGCUGAUAAAGUCCAUAAGGGACUUUUGUCAUUCAAUAUUUAGGAGGUUGUUAUUAAGAAGGUAAUACAGGACAUGCUUUGAAAGUAUGCUAUCUUGAAAUUCUAGAUUCUAAUUUUAGGAAAAUUAAGGACUUAAUCAACGCCCUUACAGCAGUAUAAUCCUACAUUCAAUUACAGUCAUUUUCAUAAACAAGGGAGCAGUUAGAAGGAUCUUACAGAGCUCAUGCUGAAGCUGUUGAAGAAUAAAUAGUGCAGUGUUUGUGUAUUUAUAUUUUUUAUUGUAGUGCAGGUAUGAUGCUGUGUAGGUAUGCGUCCGUUUUUUGCUAGGAGUAUUUCAGGGUUAACCAGAUGCUGCAGCGCUGCAUGUAUAACAUAGCACAAAGUUAUUAAACACUAAACCAGGAUAGUAACUUUUAGAUUUGGUCUUAAAAAUGUAAGGCGCACACAUUUCAAAGUGUCUUAAUAUGAAGAUCGUAAGCAGGCUGUCCCAGCAGUUUGUAGAUUCAAACUAACACACAAACAGAGUCUGAACCAGUUGACAGAGAAAAGGCGUUAAAGCAUUAAUUCCACAGAUAAGAUAAGUUUUGAAUAGCCAACCUAUUUUUCAAGUUUUAAUGAAGAAAACCAAUGUAUUUGUGAAGACUUUACACACAAACUUACUGUAGUGAUGAAUAUACAGUACAAACAGCUGGUGCAACAUCCAGUUCUUGAUUUUAAGACACUUUUCAGAGCAUAAAAUUCACCUACUGUGUCCGUUAGGCCUAUCCAUCUAUUGGUUUUUGGUCAUACUUUCAUACAACACUUUGAUAUUUCUAACACUCUAAUGCAUAAUAGGCAGGUUCCUAUCACAAAUAAAUGAUGUCACGGUUGCAUCUGGUUUAUUUUAUGGAAGUGAUGAUACAAUAACAUAGCACAACAGUAUAGCACACUCUAACAGCUGUGAUAACCCAUAAUUCAAUAUAAUCGUCUGCUGUAAUUACAGUGUUUCGGAUUUGUGCUCCCUGUUUUUGAUUGUCCUGUUGCAUGUCCCGCCCUCCCGCUCUUCUAAUUGGUUGCUUCCAGUCCUUUUCCUAGCAUAGAAUCUGACCCGUGCUGCUUUUAACCAGGAUGCAUUCACUGCUUUCUAACAUAACCUACAUCUCUCCACCACUUCACUUCUUCAUGCACUGUCAAAAGUAAUCUGUGGUUACUACUAAAUUGUAGUUUAGAGAUCAGCACUGCUGUCUCUGUGCUUUCUCAUUCUCUUGCCCCCCCAUCUUCAUCUUAGUCAUCAACAUCUUUUCUUUGGCAUGGGCUGUCAGUCUUUGGGUUCAGGCACACACACACACUGGACUAAUGGGAUAAAACACAGGAAAUAACCUGGAACCCCUGAAAUAAUGAGGAAACCCAAGAGCCGGAAAAAAAACUCAAGGAGAAGCAGUCCCUCAUUCAACGACCAGCUACAGUUUUGGACUGUGGAAGGAGCCCUCAUUGACUCUACUUGGCUGGCAUUUAUCUCUUGUUGACCCAGUGACUUUCCUUCAACUGGUUCCUCUUAUUAUCAUGUGUUUUUGGGGAUAUGUCUGUGCGUUGUAGUUGUUGCUCUCUCUUUUCUUUCUUCCAUUGCCAAACCAUUCUCAGUUUCAUAUUUGAUCUUCUUAAUGUUGGAUUACUUGAAGGGCAAUGUUCAGUCGCCUACAUUUUUUUACCAGUUAGUGUAAAAUGAAGACGGCAGCAAUGGGGAAGUUGUGAAGUCUGUGUGUGUAAAUCUUUUUGUGGGUUGGGAUGAUGAUAUACUGUAGAGGCAACUUUUUUUAUAAGUAACAGUAUUGUCACAGAAUCUGACAUUUUCCUUCAACAGUGAUUGAGUUGGGAGAAAUCACAGCAAAUAUAAAAAACUAUUGGCUCCAAUAUUUUUGCAAAUCUGUCUACCUGGAUUUUCUCAAAAUGUCGCUGAUGUGUCAUUGCCUGCAAUGAAAUCUCAAAUACCAUUGGGGGUUCUGUCCAUUCCACAGCCAUACGACAGGCAUUUUUUUACGCUGUUUGUUGCACAAAACUUUUCAAGAAGCCUUCUGCACUGUGUAAAGAGAUAACGUUCUUAGGAGGGGAGGAAAUAAAAGGGAGUGGGGGGGGGGGGUUCAAUGGUACAGUCCAAUGGUUUUGAAUCAUGACUUGUAAAUACGUUUUCAUACAGCAAAAACUUUUUGAUAAUGUUUUAAAUGUAUCUGUAAAAAAAGAUGUACAUAAACCUCUCGGGUUAAAAGGAGUGUAGACUAUAUAUGAAUUUAUUUGUACACAAGAGCACUGGAUUUAUUUACUACUUGAUUGUAACUAAAAAUUAAUAAUCUGCCAAAGUGUUUUUACUUUACUUCCUCUCCUGUCUGAUCCGUUUGUUUGCUUUUUAACAGCAUUGCAGAUCUUUAGUGUUCAUACUGUAUUUAAUUCUGUUGAAUAGAUUUUGUUGUUGUGCGUUUAAAAAAAAGAGGUUAUCUUUUUAAUUUAUUGGUGCCUUGUUUUGUGCUCCUGUAUACUUUUACUCUUUCUGUUUUUCUGUGUUUUGUGUCUGCGGGACGGCGGGCGGGGGGGUUAACUGGCGGGUUGGUGAGGGAUGGGGUAGGGGGAGUUAAAAACUUAGCAACUUCUGUACUUACAUGAAAUAUCUGUACUGUAUGCCAAAAUGGUCUCACUCACGUUUCUAUGAAAUCAAGCUGUUGAUAAAUAUCUCUAUAUAUUGAUAUAUUAAAUUUAUAAAAACUGUCCAA
Messenger RNA from Eleginops maclovinus (Patagonian blennie), 8639 nucleotides. RefSeq names its product low density lipoprotein receptor-related protein 8, apolipoprotein e receptor (gene lrp8). Gene Ontology annotation, cellular component: plasma membrane; caveola. Gene Ontology annotation, molecular function: calcium ion binding; protein binding. The record is from RefSeq and is a predicted model, not a curated record. Lineage: Eukaryota; Metazoa; Chordata; Actinopteri; Perciformes; Eleginopidae. Gene Ontology annotation, biological process: ventral spinal cord development.